Molecule: messenger RNA, 792 nt
Organism: Parnassius apollo (apollo)
Lineage: Eukaryota; Metazoa; Arthropoda; Insecta; Lepidoptera; Papilionidae
Source: the annotation of a GenBank genome assembly
AUGCAUAAAAGGAGAAGAAAAGCCGCAUUGAAGGCAAGAGAGUUCCAUGAUUCAUUGGACCUAACAUUUAAACAGGAUGACGAUGAUGAAUGGAAUAAUAGUACCAUUUCAUCAUUAAAGAAAACUAAAGCGGGGAAAAGCAAAAGUGAAACUGCUACCUGUAAUAAAGAAAAAGAAGUUCUGACCGAGAACGACAAUUCAUCAUCAAAGAAAUAUAAGGCAGGGCAAAGUAAAAUUGAAACUGUUACCUGUAAUAAAGAAAAAGAAGUCCUGACCGAGAACGACAUUUCAUUAUCAAAGAAAUGUAAAGCAGGACAAAGUGAAACUAUUACCUGUAAUAAAGAAAAAGAAAUUGUCAAUGUUUUAAACAGAGUAAAAGACUCUUUAGAUGAAGAAACACUUUCUGGCUCUUCCAUACCUGAAGAUUUUAAUAAAAACGGAAUAGUAGAAAUGAACAGUAUACUUCUAAGUGAUAACGAUGAUGACCUCAUUAUAGAACCUAAGGAACCUGAAACUAGCAAAAAAGUAAAGAAUAUAAUUGAAAAACAAAAUGAAGAUGACGAUAAUGAACAGAUUCUCUUACAUCCAUCAUUAUUAACCAAUAAUAAUUAUAUUAAAAUAGUAGCGCAUACAUACUUGACGGGAAAUCCAAUGUUAGAUGAAGAUGCUGCUGUUUUAGCGGCUCAAUAUAGUACACACAAAGCAUUAAAGGAAAUCGAGAUGACCGGAAAAGACUUGUGCAGUGGUCCUAUUUAUGAUAUUGCUGUCAAAGUAGUGGGCAAGGAUAUUUAA